Rotaria sp. Silwood2 is the source of this 204-nucleotide messenger RNA. NCBI's taxonomy places the organism in Eukaryota, Metazoa, Rotifera, Eurotatoria, Philodinida, Philodinidae. The record is from the annotation of a GenBank genome assembly.
AUGACAACAAGUGAAGAUAAAUUGGAAAUUGAGACUGAAUUGUCGGAAGACAAACAGAUUUUAUUACAGAAAUUAUCAACGAUAUUUGAUCCUGAAACAGCGAUUGAUUUCGUUUGUCCAAAGACACAGGAGACAAAACAACUUGUUACUAUUGAAGAAUUAAAACAUGGUAAAUUUCAUAUUUAUUAUUAUUUGAUUGUGUAA